This is a messenger RNA of Homarus americanus (American lobster), 11229 nucleotides long. RefSeq names its product cyclin-G-associated kinase-like (gene aux). Gene Ontology annotation, molecular function: ATP binding; AP-2 adaptor complex binding; protein serine/threonine kinase activity. Gene Ontology annotation, biological process: positive regulation of Notch signaling pathway; regulation of clathrin-dependent endocytosis; protein phosphorylation. The record is from RefSeq and is a predicted model, not a curated record. The coding region runs from base 62 to 4003 and encodes 1313 amino acids. The transcript has 25 exons. Gene Ontology annotation, cellular component: cytoplasm. NCBI's taxonomy places the organism in Eukaryota, Metazoa, Arthropoda, Malacostraca, Decapoda, Nephropidae.
AAUGUCUGUCAGCUGUCAUGGAAUAUCUUUAACCUUAAGGUCGGAUUAACUCCUUCUGGUGAUGGCUGAUCUAUUUAAGACCGCCCUCGGCUACCUUGGGGCUAAUGAUGCUACCACUCUCAAUGACUUUGUCGGCCAAGAAGUGGAAAUUAAUAAUAUUCGUCUACGUAUUAGAAAACUUAUAGCUGAAGGAGGAUUUGCCUUUGUAUAUGUUGGACAAGACCUCAGUAAUGGACGGACAUUUGCUCUUAAGCGACUGUUGGGUGCCGACCAGGUCUCCUGUGACGCCAUACGUCAGGAAAUAGCAAUAUCUAAACAGCUGUCUGGACACCCAUACAUUGUUGAAUUUGUUGCAGCAGUGGCCAUAGAUAAGAACCAGAGUAAAGAAAACAGAAAUGAGUUCCUUCUAUUGAGUGAACUAUGUACAGGAGGUUCACUAGUGGACGCCUUGAGACUCUUAGAUGGUAAGCUGCUAACGGUGGAUCAAGUGUGCACCAUAAUGUACCAGACUACCAAGGCCGUACAACAUAUGCAGGCUCAGAAUCCCCCAAUCACUCACCGAGACCUAAAAGUGGAAAAUCUACUCAUCAGCGAAUCUGGCCACAUUAAACUGUGUGAUUUUGGAUCAGCCAUGACGAAGACCUACACAGUUGACUUAGUAUGGAGCGCACAUCAGCGAGGGAUGCUGGAGGAUGAGAUGGCUCAACACACAACACCAAUGUACCGGGCUCCUGAGAUGCUCGACACCUGGAGUAACUAUCCCAUCAACGGCCAAGCUGACGUUUGGGCUCUGGGCUGUAUCCUCUACUACCUCUGUUACCUUAAGCAUCCCUUUGAGGAUUCUGCAAAGUUAAGGAUUGUAAAUGGUAAUUUUGCCAUUCCUUCAAAUGACGGCAAAUAUGAAUGUUUCCACGAAAUAAUCCGAGGCAUGCUGAAGGUGGAUCCAACCAAGAGAUUUAAGGUGUCAGAUAUCUUGGAAAGAUUAGCAGCCAUCGCAGAGACCAAAGGGUUUGACUUAAAAGAUCCGUUAACAAUAAAGUGUAAGAAGAUUGAGCUGACUGUCCCAGUACAACAGCCUGAGAGUAACGGCAGGGUUGGUGAGAGACGUUUGGCACCUCCCGACCGUCCCGACCGUCCUCCUGCCCGUCCUCCUGCCCGUCCUCCUGCCCCUCGUUCUCCAGUGCCCAGCCGACCUCCACCUCCAGGUUCACAGCCCCAGCAAGGUAUGAGCGCUCCUGGUGUGCAGACUCCCCAACAAGCUGCUGCUGGCGGGUUGUUCUCCUCCAUUAAAGGUUACUCUGGCAGUAUCUUCAAGAACCUCAAGGAUACUUCCAGCAGGGUCAUGCAGACUGUUAGCCAGUCAAUCGCUCGGACUGAUCUUGACCUAUCACACAUAACAUCACGGGUCGUGGCCAUGUCGUACCCAGCCGAGGGGUUAGAGUCGGCGUACAGAAACCACGUGGAGGACGUUAAAGCUGUGUUGGAGGGGAGACAUCCUGGUCAUUAUGUGAUCUAUAAUGUAUCAGGCAGACAGUAUCACUCUACAAAGUUCACUACAAGAGUGGUCGAGGGGAACUGGUCGGGGAAGAAAGCCCCGACACUGGGAGCCUUGUAUAACUUGGCUUGUAGUAUUCAUGAUUACUUAGCUAAGGAUCUUAAGAACAUCGUAGUUGUUCACUGUAUUGAUGGUAAAGCCUCAACUGCUAUGCUGGUGUGUUCAUUCCUCUUGGUAUCCCACGCUUUCAAGAGACCCGAACAAGCCCUAAAUAUGUUUGCCAUAAAAAGAUGUCCGCCUGAUCUCCAACCAUCACAGUUCAAGUACCUGGAAUAUGUGGGUGACCUGGUGUCGUCUCCACCUGGCCUACCACACUUCAAGCCUGUCACCCUCACCUCAAUCAUUGUGUCACCAAUCCCACUCUUUACUCAGAGAAGGGAUGGUGCUCGUCCAUAUGUAGAAGUGUGGCAAGGUGAUCACAAGAUGUUGUCCACCCUACAAGAGUAUGACCACAUGAAGCUCUACAUGCCACAAGAUAACAAGAUCAUCAUUCCUAUCAAUAUACAUCUAGUGGGGGACGUGUGUGUGUACGUCUACCAUGCCAGAAAAAUGAUGGGUAAAGUAAUAGGGGUGAAGAUUGCCCAACUACAGUUUCACACGGGCUUUAUACCAGAAGAAGAUACCUCGUUAAAAUUUAGUUUGCGAGAUUUGGACGACGUGUCGGAGCCCGAUCGCUACCCAGAACGCUUCACCGUGACGGUGAAUAUUUUUGUGUCCGACGUAGACCGUACGCCACCCCAGCCUCCCCCUUGGGUGACAAGACCAGCUUCCUCUUUCAAGCCUCAGGUGGCAUACUCUACUGCUAUUGAGAUGGAGGAAACAAGAGAAAAAUUUGCAGCGAGUGCACAUGGAUCACCUGCAGCUCAGAGGCGAGAUUCUGCACCAAGACCUGGGUUGGUCACCGCCCCAGCCUCUAAAGCUGACUUCAUGGCCACAAUCAACUGGGGUGGAAAACCAGAACAAACUGAGACAGGUGAGGAAGUUGAGGAUCUUAUAUCAGAUGAAGAAGACGACCCAAUCUGCCAGCAAGGAGACGCUACAGUUCCGGAUGUUGGCAUCUCAAAAGAAGCCGACUUACUCAACUGGGGUUUUUCAGCCCAGAAUACAACAGCGACCGAUGCCGAGCGAGUUACUAACGACAUGAACUUGCUCGACAUUGCUGGAUCAGAUGGCAUGAAAAGAGAUCCAAGUAACUUUGAUCUCCUCAGUGGGAUUGCCGGCGGUGGCACUCGCGAACCGAAAGCCAAUUCUUCCGUCAACGCCGGAGAAACCGCGAGCGCUCAAGAAAAUUUGUUUGAUCCAUUUGGGACUUCAACUGGUGACCCACACUCAGCAGGUGGUCAGGCAGCUACACAAGAUCUCUUUGGUUCAUUUGCAGCACCUCAGCCACAGCUAAAAAACAACCUAUUUGGUCAGCUGGGGGCACCGGCAGCGAUGGGUGGCCCGAGUCCAAUUUCAUCUUCGGGCAGUCCUAUGACGGGUCCUCGGAUGAUGGGGGUGGCGACCAGUCCGAACAAUGCCAUGGGUAGUGGCUUUAUACCUCGUUCUCCGGCACCACAACAACAACAAAACAAACCUGUCGAUCCAUUUGCUGACCUCGGAAAUUUGGCAGGCCUGAGUGGAUGGGGUGGCUCCAAGCCCACCACACCUAUGGGAGGAACUCCUGCUGGUGGGACGCCCUUGGGUGGCAGUACUCCUGUGAUGGGCUCUCCACAGCACCGGCCUCAGAUGGCUGGAGGGUGGCAAGGACAAACACCAGGUAUGAUGGGAUCACAGUUGGGUGGCUGGCAGCAAAUGACCAGACCUCAGCAACCACCAGCACCGCAGCAACAACAACCACCACUGACACAGCCGCAGCAACCACCACCACCACCACAGCAACAACAACAACCACCACCGACACAGCAGCAACCAAUUCCUGGGAAAACUCCAACAGGUACACCGCACCACCAGAUGAAAUCACCAAAUUAUGGACGUGUUAAUUUUGAUGUUUCUGGUAAAAAUGCCGGGGGAACACCGAAGGGCAGAGUUGGUGAAGAUGCUUUUGGUGACUUACUUGGUUCUCAAGGGUUCAGCUUCAGCAGUGGGAAGGACACUGGCCCUCGUACCAUGGCAGAGAUGAAGAAGGUGGAGCUGGCCAAGUGUAUGGACCCAGAGAAGCUUAAGGUAAUGGAAUGGACUGAAGGCAAGAAGAAAAAUAUUCGUGCUCUUCUCUGUUCCCUCAAUACAAUCAUCUGGGAUGGUUGCAAGUGGCAUGAGUGCGGGAUGCAUCAGCUGGUGCAACAGAAUGACGUUAAGAAGAUGUACCGCAAGGCUUGUCUAGCUGUCCAUCCAGAUAAGUGCUCCGGGACAGAACACGAGUCUCUUGCCAAACUCAUAUUUAUGGAACUUAAUGACGCUUACUCCGAAUUUGAAAACGACACCAGCCAGCAGCAAAUAUUUAAUUAAGAAUUGGUUAAACUGAUUGAAUGCUUACGUUUGUUAUUGAUCAGUCCAGUUGAUGGUGUGGUGUUGAAGUGUGUGUAAUUAUUAAGCUAAACUAUUGAUGGUAUAUACAGUAUAGUCCAGCUUUGCUCUGGUAGAAGGGCAGUCUCUCAGUUUCUGUUAAGUUGGCAUUCACAGAAUAUAUAGACCCAGCCGCCAUGAUAGAGAUAUAUACUGUAAGCUCAGAUAUCAUCCAGGUUUAGUCCUUUUGAAAUGAACAUUAAUAACUGUGCUUUUACAUUUGAGCUGGACCACCAUCAUACUGUAUAUGUGUUUGGUCUAUAGCAUCUUUUGUUGUGUGUAGGAGCGUGAGGGAGAACUUACCACUUGUUAUAAUAUAGUUGUAAAGUAGUUCAUUAUAAUCAGUGUUAUAACACUUGCCCAUAGUAUAAGUUUUGUAAGUGGUGACAUAUUAUUAUGCUUGUACUGUACAGCAAUGCUGAACUGUAACUUACUACAGAACAGUACAGUAGUGACUAAUAUCAGCAAGUAGGAUUCUCAAAUUUGUAUAUGAAUAACACCCUUGAAGUAGAAAUGUAAGAGAUAUUUAUUUGAGAUAGAAAACAAAUACUGUAUUACAGAAUUAUCAUGUUAAUUGGCCUUGCUUAUGGGCAUUAGUGUUAUAUUGAAUAUUGUUUUAUCUGUGGCUGCAGAAUGUGUGGCUUUAUCCUACUACUCUAAGUUCAUGGUUCACAGUUUUUAGAAUAUCAUUUAAUUUAAUUUAUAUCAGAUUAAAGUAUUUUAUCAGAGAUUUUGGAUUGGUGUAUUAUAUAAGGUGGAGCUGUUAUGAGGUGACUCACCGGGAGCAUAAUUGUUGUGAGAAAAUGUGAUGAGAUUCAGGUUAUGUAGAACACUUAAUUUGUAGGUAAGACUCAUUUAUGUUUCUCUGAUAGGUUUAACGCAACGUACAUACAGUAUAACCUCUAUUUAAUUGGCCACGCGCAGAGGAGAGUCCGUUAUGUAGAGGGUCCAUUAGAUGUAAAACCUCCAUAUAACGAACUAUAUAGCGAUGGAAGUCUGUUACAUCGAGAGUCCGUUAGAUGGGAGACCCCCAUAUAAUGGAUUACAUGGAGAGAGAAGUCCGUUAUAUGGAGGUUUCACUGUACAGCUGUUGUAAUGUCCUAUGUUAAUUCUCACUGUCGUUGGGUUCUAUUUGACAAACCUUCAAGAACCCAGAUCCAGAUCUUCUCUCUCUCACAGAUACUAAUUUUCUCUUCUCAUUAUCACAAUUAGAGCCCAGUUGAUGGUCUUCAGUGAAUGUCGUGUGUGUGUGUGUGUGUGUGUGUGCGCGUGUGUGCGUGCGUUAUGCUGUGGUUAUUACAGACAACAGCUCUUGUACAUCUUACGUACAUCACUGCAUCUAUAUUUCUUGUAAUUAUUUGAUGGGGAGUUCAUGUUAGUAUAGUUAAUUAGGACUACAAAUCUCAUAGGUGUGUGUUCAUGUAGGCACUCCAAUAUAUUCACCUCAUAUUUUAUAUUUUUCACCAUUAAGUUACAUUGUCAUUAUGUCUUUGUGAUAGUAGGAAAAACAAACAACUAAAACUAAGAGUACAGCAGUCAUUUAUCACACAUUGUUUUUCGAUGUAGAUUACCAAAUUUAACAGUCUAGUGAUGAGUUUUUGUAACCCUUGAUUUUCUCAGGUACUGUAUUCAUAUUUCUAGUUGGAUAAAUUGUUGCAAUUCACUUUAUAUUUUCAUAUGUAGCUUUCAAGUUCCUCGCCAUCAUCAUUCAUUAUAGUUAUUCUUUAUUACACUGGGUUUAUAUAUACAGUAUUGUUAUUAUGGUCCAGGAUUUAUUUUCCCUCCUUCAUCGCUGGUAAGCCACUUGCCUUAGAGUGUGGGAAAUGGCUGUAGACCGUUGGUGGCGAUGAUAGUGGUGUUGCUCUAGAUAAUCCAUCCUUUUAUCUCUUAAUAACUUUGAAAACAUGACAGUCCCCCGUUAUGAGUGCGAGUUAAUGAGGCUUCUGCACUACACUAUAGAUCUCUUGUGAGUGUGUUUCAUCAAUCACAUUAUUAUUAUGUUCAAAGCAUUAAAUUUCUUCUUUUUCUCAGGACCAUAAUAAAUUUUAAGUAGAGACAGUGACACAGUUUCCUUUAUUAAAAUUAUUGAAAGAUUGAAGCAGCAUUUGGUGGUUCCAUCACCUAAUGAUAACACUAGCAUCCUGUUACAUAUGUAAGUCGGCUGUACUGUAUAAUGGUCUAGUUUUACAUAUUGUACUUUAGUUGUCAAUAUUGACUUCCUGCAGUCAAGGUUACUCAUAUUGAUAAUUGUGAGCUGAAGGAUACAGUGAUGGCUGCAGUAGGUAUGACUGGUACAGUUUAGUGAUGACUGAUACAAGAUUUAAAGAAGUACCAGUGAGUGCAGUAGUUAAGUGUUGUACCUUCCUCAUCAAGUUUACCUAUAUUUGGUUUCCUACAAAAUGCUAAUUCUGUUUAGGUACAGUGCAAAAAAAUUUAAAAUUUUGUGAUUUUGUAUAUAUGUAGUUUAUCUCUUCAUAGAGUACAGUACAGUACAGUACAGCUGUGUCUUUAUACAGUAAAAGGCUCAGAGAUGGACCCAUAAGAAGUUGAUGAUUUAUACUUUGACAAAAAUUAUCAAGAAUUAUGAUCUGAUGUCUAGAUGAACUAGCAUUUAUGUCUGUGUUCAACUCAAGAAUAUUAUUUUUCUGACAAUUGUAAUACUGUACAUUACUCUGUGUAUAUAUAUACCAUAUACAGUACAUGUACAUAGGUACGGUACAUAUGAAUUAAUUUAUCAUACAGAAAGGCUUUGCCCUCAGUGUUAAGGACUAACUUAUCUCAUUCUUUAUGUUUUACUGAAGACUUAAAAUAUAGUUUAUCUUUUGUAUCAUAAUUGUGGGGACGUGUAGUGUACAGCAUAUUGUUACCCGCAUCUUUACAGAAAAGGAGAGGUUAUUUUGUUUUAGAUGUAUUGUACAGUUUAAAGAAAUGUAGAGGUCAGUUGUUAGGAAAUACUUAUGCCAAAAGUGAUGUAUGUGACUUACUCUAAGAUCCAUUAUUUUAAAAGGGAUGAUUUAAGCUUGUAGUUAUUGUGUGUUGUGAUAUUACUAUUUAGUAAACAUGUAGAGAUUGACUCUAUAAUAUAAAGAAGCAGAAAUACUCUUAUAAAGUAAAUAGUAUAACUCAGUGAGCUCUAAAUAUAUGGACAUCCAUAAUUAUUUUGAAAAUUUCAUGUCAGAAUAGAUCUCAAGCUCUUACGUAUUUUGAUAUUGAUGAAAGACUGUCAUUUGGAGUUAACCUUUAGCAGUAAAAUGAAACAUUAUAUAUAUGUAUAUAUAUAUAUAUAUAUAUAUAUAUAUAUAUAUAUAUAUAUAUAUAUAUAUAUAUAUAUAUAUAUAUAUAUAUAUAUAUAUAUAUAUAUAUAUAUAUAUAUAUAUAUAUAUAAUAAAAGAUGUACAGUUAACCCUGGCUAUUCGUGAGGGAUAGGUUCCAAGGAAUGGUGCAAAUAGCAACUUACACUACCUUAGUUCACUACUGUAUACCUAUACUGUGUGUGUGAGAAACUUAAUCACCAAUACUAUUCUCCUUUUUGUGUGAAAGUUUGGAGCUUGAUGAAGUGUACUGUACAGUAGGAUGAAAUCUGGUUACUGAAGCAUAGGGACAUCAUCAAUAUCACUGUUGGAAGAGGGUGAUGCAUUGGUGGGUGGUGGAGUGGCUGCAGCAGCUGACCGAGUAAAUGAUGGAGAUGAAUCAGCUGGACGAGCAGUUGGCUUUUUCUUGAAAAACAUCGUGAUUGGUAGUUUUUUCUCUUGGCUUCGAGGUCUCUACACAUUUCACUCCACUGACACUGACAUUAGGCAGUCUUUUAGGGGCCAUUUCACACAGAAACACCAAACUUUUCAGAACCAUACAAAAGAUGCUGUGUUGCAGGCAAUGAUUGAGUGCAAACAAAGGGAAAGGAAACACUGCAGGUGUUUGGGGGUGACUCGUUGUGCUGCGAGCAGGCUCAUUAGCUAGCCACCAUCUGGUUACCACGAAUAGCAAGAGUUUACUGUACUGUUCUAUAGAUAAUACAUUUAAUGGUUCAUCCAGCCCAGUGCUUCCAGGAGCAGUUGUACAGUACAGUACCACUUGCUUGAGCGAUAGUGACUGAGGAAAUAUUUAUAGUUUAGUAGUACUGUACUGUACUGUACUGUAGUUAAUAUUUAUAUAUUUUUAUGUUGCUUAACACAAGAGUAUGGUACAUAAGAGAAUGAUAUAAUUUGUUCACUAAUCCAACUUAAUGAUCUCGCUACACUGAACCUUUACUUAUUCAAUAUCAUGGGGCUGUGGGUCCAUCAGUUAGUAAGUCUCAAAUAUUGAAUUGAUCCAAUACGUUGAAAUAACCUUAUAAUAUACCUUGAAAUUGUGUCACAUUUGUGUAAUAUUUCCAACCACUAAAACUCUGCAGACUGUUGAGGUCGUGUUUAACCUAACCUAAUAUAUAUAUAUAUUUUAAGACAGGUAAGACAAAUUCAAAUCACUCGGUGUCAACUGGAACCUGUAAGAUACAUAGAGGUGCUGGUACAGUACAGCAGUCUCUGAGUAACUCGGUCUACCGCAACAUACAGAAUCAUUAUGGUCAUUACAUACAAUAAUUGUUUUACUGUCAUGAGAGUGGAAAUCCCAAGUGGUCAGUUGUCUAAUAUAGAUGGAAAUUAUUUGCACACUUUUCAUUUACAUUGUACAGAAUUUGAUGCUAUUUUUAUGAUUUUCUAAAUGUUUGUGUGUGAAACUUUUUCUUUUGGGAGGCAACGUUGGUUGUGAUAACAGGAGAGUGUGUGAAGACAACUACUGUACUAGGAGAGUGUGUGAAGACAACUACUGUACUAGGAGAGUGUGUGAAGACAACUACUGUACUAGGAGAGUGUGUGAAGACAACUACUGUACUAGGAGAGUGUGUGAAGACAACUACUGUACUAGGAGAGUGUGUGAAGACAACUACUGUACUAGGAGAGUGUGUGAAGACAACUACUGUACUAGGAGAGUGUGUGAAGACAACUACUGUACUAGGAGAGUGUGUGAAGACAACUACUGUACUAGGAGAGUGUGUGAAGACAACUACUGUACUAGGAGAGUGUGUGAAGACAACUACUGUACUAGGAGAGUGUGUGGUGAAGACAACUACUGUACUAGGAGAGUGUGUGAAGACAACUACUGUACUAGGAGAGUGUGUGAAGACAACUACUGUACUAGGAGAGUGUGUGAAGACAACUACUGUACUAGGAGAGUGUGUGAAGACAACUACUGUACUGUAUAUUCAAAUAAAAUAUGGACUUGUAAACACUGUAUCAGACAAGAGUUCAGUGUCCGUAUUUGGUUCACAUGUAAAACUUUUGUUAUAUUCUUUAGGUUUUUUCAUGAUAAUCUAUUUUAACAGUACAAUAAGUGAGGCUCAUAAUAAUGUUGUGUACUGCACAUCCCACCCAAAGCCUUGUUUGCAUUUAAGGAAGUAUGGAAUUUUUUUUGGUCAAAUACAUGUUUUUAUUUUACUAUAAAACAGGAUUUGUGUUAUACUACAGUAGUUCCUCACUUUCCUGCUACCUUCACUCACUGCAAGAUCUUGGGAGUGAGAAAUAUAUUGCCUAACCAAAUUAAUAAAUCUUUUUCUGUCACAUAUCACUCUUCCUAACUAACUGUGCAGUACAGAUUAUAAUGCACUACAAUACAGUGUCAAAAUACUAACCAUGCUCAGAAACACUAUACCGUACAUCACAGUUCUUUAUCUUGACAUAUAGUAUAGUGGCUUCAAAAGAAUCUAAUAUACAUUUCACAUGUGUCUAGAUUCCACCAUCACACAGCACCCCCUUCCCCCCUAUCCUUCAAGCAUACCUUUGGUCUGUAGUAUUUCAACUCCCAUAAGUUUACUCAAGUAUUACUCUUGCUCACCAUUCUAUCUUUUGUCAGUUCUCUUCUAGUUUCCUCUUCUUCCAUAUUUCCUUUCUCCCAAUCUUUUCUUCCUCUUUCUUUCCCCCAAUACUUCCUGCUUCUCUCUCCUCCACAUAAAAUGACAAGCUAAACAAUAAGUAAACAAAUCUUCAACACACUGUUAUCAUGAGGUGGAUUCUUCAAGUGGUGCAUUUUUUUAUAAAAUGAGAGGAGAUGUAGAGAAUUAGCACAGUACAGUACAGUAUGCACUUGGCUGCUGGAUGGGGAGAAAACAAGUACAGCUCUUUGCUUAAUAAAUUAUAUUACAUUACCUGCGUGUUUGAGCGUUGGGUUAAAAUGAUAUACUGUAUUUAAGCUUUUAAGUGAACAGUAAUUGUAAUAGUUUUAGAUUAUAUGUAUAGGGAAAGACCAACAAUAGUAGAUGCAUUUGUAAUUGCUUGUAAGCACUAAUAACGAUUGCCUUUGACGGAAAUUAAUGCUUCUCUUUUCAUGUAUUAUAAUACCAAUCCAGUUUCAUUGUAAUUGUAUGUACUAUAUUUUCUUUUUCGAAAUGUUAGAAGAGUAAUUAUCACAGUGGUAUUACUAGUGUACAAUACUGUAAUAUAUAUUUAUAUAUAUUUGUUCAUUUAUUUCUAGUGGUAGCUUAUUAUCUCUUGAAUCUAAAGAUACUGUAUUUAAAGAUAAUUUUCAAUGAUCACAACUUUAAGUUUCGAAUUAUCAAAAUUUAUGACUUUUAAAUGACAUUAAAAGAUGUAAAAAGUAACAAAUUUUACCAUAUUGUACAAAGUUGACUGGAUCACUUACGUCUGACACUCAUCAGAAUGAUUCUCACAUAAGUAGGACGCACAUUUUUACUUGUUAUUACCUCACAGUUUUUGUUUCCAGAAUCAGUUACUUGUUGCUCUUGUCUUGUACGUAUACCAUAUGUAAUGAAAUUUUCCAUAAUUAUUUUUCAGUGUUCUGUACUGUAAGUUAUUAUUAUUCAUCCUUAUCAAAUGUGUUCACAUAAGUGCAGAGGGACUUGUAAUGUUUUCCUGAGUUACAUUUUAUGUUGAUGACCUUAACUUUUAUUGAUCUCAUAAACUAUAAUGUUGUAAAUCUUGUAAGUGUAGGAGUGUGUUCACAGUUAUAAUUUAAGAGUCAACAUUCCAAUGUAUGGUAUACUGUACGACUGUAUUUUUAAUUUACAUCAUUCCUGUGUCAAUUAACAUCAUUUAUAAUUGAAGUGUAGCUUGAUUUAGUGUGUUCACUUUUAAUUUGUAUUAUUUCAAUUAUUAUAAUUACAGCUAAACAUUAAAUUA